UAUCCUCAAACUUCGUAGUUGCUAGGUCAACGCAUGGUGCACCUGCGGAAAUCUUCGUGAAAGAUAAAAAAAAGAUUAACGAGAUCAAAGUGAAUUCUGGAUUUUGAAAAAGACAAAUUUAUUCGUACCACCAAAAUUUUCGUUCGCGAGAAACAGGAAACUUUAUUAUCUGACACAUGCGCAUUAAACGGUGUGAUCGAAAUUUUGAAAUUUGGCUCCUGUGAUCGACGCAUUUGAAAACGAACAUGAACCUCGAGGAAUAUCGAAAGCAUGGCAAAGAAAUGGUUGACUACAUAGCCGACUAUCUCGAGACUAUUCGUACUCGUCGUGUCUAUCCGGCAGUAUCACCGGGUUAUCUUAGAAACAUUUUACCACCUUCAGCACCCCUCGAGGGUGAACCCUGGGAGGAGAUUUUUGGAGACAUAGAAAAGUGCAUAAUGCCUGGCGUUACUCAUUGGCAGAGUCCACACAUGCAUGCCUACUUUCCAGCUCUAAAUUCGCCGGCCAGCCUCCUGGCCGAUAUGCUCGCUGAUGCCAUAAACUGUCUCGGUUUCACCUGGGCGUCAAGUCCCGCGUGCACCGAGCUGGAGACAAUCGUAAUGAACUGGCUUGGAAAAAUGAUUGGACUGCCCGAAGAGUUUAUACAUCGUCCUGGUGGCUCAGGGGGUGGUGUCAUACAGACAACUGCCAGCGAAGCAACCCUUGUUUGCCUAUUGGCUGCAAGGACCAGGGCGAUUCGUGAUAUUCAGCAGAACGAACCUGAUCGAUUACCUACGGAGAUCAAUUCACGACUUGUAGCUUAUUGUUCGGACCAGGCCCAUUCGAGCGUCGAAAAAGCUGGAUUGAUCGGAUUGGUUCGUAUGAGAUACAUUGAAUCGGAUGAUGACCUCAGUAUGAGGGGUGAAAUGCUGGCGGAAGCUUUGUCACGUGACCGCGAAGAGGGACUAGUACCAUUUUUUGUGUGUGCCACACUGGGCACUACCGGUGCUUGCUCUUUUGACAAUCUCAAAGAGAUAGGACCCAUUUGUGGAAAGAAUGGACUCUGGUUGCACAUUGAUGCUGCUUACGCCGGAAGUGCUUUUGUCUGUCCGGAAUUUCGUAGCUGGCUUCAGGGUAUUGAAUAUGCCGAUUCCUUUGCUUUCAAUCCAAGCAAAUGGCUUAUGGUACAUUUCGAUUGCACGGCCAUGUGGGUGAAAAGUAGCCAGGCUCUUCACAGGACAUUUAACGUGGAUCCAUUAUAUUUGAAGCAUGAAAAUUCUGGACUCGCUAUCGAUUAUAUGCACUGGCAAAUACCUUUAUCCAAAAGAUUCCGAGCUUUAAAGCUUUGGUUCGUAAUUCGAAAUUAUGGGAUAACCGGAUUGCAGAAACACAUACGCGAGGGUGUCAGAUUAGCACAGAAAUUCGAGGCUCUGGUUUUGGGCGAUAGUCGUUUUGAGAUUCCAGCAACCAGACACUUGGGAAUGGUUGUGUUUCGUCUACGGGGUGAAAAUUCAUUAACGGAGAGGCUACUGAAGAGGAUGAACAACAGAGGACGUGUUCAUUGUGUACCAGCGGCACUGCAUGGGCAAUACGUCAUAAGAUUUACUGUGACGUCAACUAAUACUACUAACGAAGACAUACUCAAGGAUUGGGCGGAAAUACGUAACACAGCGACGGAAAUACUAGGACAGAAUAAUGGUUCGCCCGUAAGAGUUAAGGUGUCUUUGGCAGAGACACGCGAGAAAAAUGAGAAUUUUGGAUCGAGCCUUUUAUUGGCAAAUUCGCCGAUGUCACCAAAAAUUGUUAAUGGAAGCUUUGCUGCCAUUUACGACACUGCUGAUGUAUUUAACGAAUGUAUGAAAACUUUUGGACAGCUUCGAUUGGAAGCUAGAGACAGUCCAGCCAUGCGAAGACGUAUACGGGGUAUUUUGAUGUCUGGAAAACAAUUCUCAUUGGAUUCCCGUAUGGAUCUUGUGCAGGGAUAUGCCUCCUGUGGUAGACCGCUUUCCGAACCUUGCACAAAUCUACCAUUAAUGAGAGAAGAUGAAGAUGGCAUAGGAAAAACAGAAUCUUCGAUGAGUAUCGAUAAAACAGAUUCGUCAAUCGAAAAUUCUUGCGGAACUUUCAUGGACCAUUUUGAAUCCGCGGAAUCCCUCGCCGGUAAAACAGAUUCCUGCACUGACGUCGGUGGGUACGUUACCAAGAUAGUAAACGGCUCUGUCGGUAAACAAGAUGUUACCAAAAUGACGGAUCAGGUAGAUCCCAAGGAGUUUAGCCUCGAAAAGGGUUUAUGCAAGAGUGAGACCAUUGGAGCCAUCAGCAAUAUAUCAAAUUCUAGCGGUGUGUUAUCACAAAUGAAAAGGGAUUCAAAGGAUUCAGGAAAACUGUGCCAGAAGUGCGGCCAUUAUACGACCCAAGAAUAGACAACAAUGGUGUAUUGCGUCAUAUAGAAUAGUAAAGUCUGAAAAUCGAUUGCGUAGUAACACGAGAAUGUUUGUCCACUGUUCGAGGAUAGCAUUGACGAUUCAUCAUAAUAAUUCGCGUUCCAUUAUUUUUAUUUUCUUUCUUAGAAAAAAAUUUUAAUAAAAAUUGUAUUUUGUGAAAAAUAUAAUUAAACAAUUAGUCGCGCGUUAGUUUGACCGUGAGUAAACAUAUUUUCUGUUCUCACUGCGUGAGACAUAAUUUUUCUUUUUGUUGCUGUUGUCACUGCAAGAAUUCUGAGCAUAAAAAAAAUACGACUCGUCGUAGGUCUCUGUAAUGUCGUAAAUUAGCGAAUCAAAGAUGGAGGGAGGAAGGUUGUAGUAGUAAUAAUAAUAACGAUAAUAAUAAUAACAACAAUAACAAUAAUAAUCGUGAAAAUGAUUAAUUUCUCUUAAAUAAUAAUUGAGACUGGUAAAUUCUGAUAUAUAAAUUUUAUUUUCAUCGAUGAUAUGACUACGAAAAUGCCACAAUCCAGCAUUUCCUUCUUUUAUGGUAUGAUAUAAUAAAUGUUCUCUGCAUCUUACAUAA
Molecule: messenger RNA, 2988 nt
Organism: Cephus cinctus (wheat stem sawfly)
Lineage: Eukaryota; Metazoa; Arthropoda; Insecta; Hymenoptera; Cephidae
Gene: Hdc
Product: histidine decarboxylase
Exons: 16
Coding region: 246-2402 (718 amino acids)
Biological process (GO): L-histidine catabolic process; histamine biosynthetic process
Molecular function (GO): pyridoxal phosphate binding; histidine decarboxylase activity
Source: RefSeq, a predicted model, not a curated record